Molecule: messenger RNA, 2084 nt
Organism: Centruroides sculpturatus (bark scorpion)
Lineage: Eukaryota; Metazoa; Arthropoda; Arachnida; Scorpiones; Buthidae
Product: leucine-rich repeat-containing protein let-4-like
Exons: 5
Coding region: 142-1575 (477 amino acids)
Molecular function (GO): protein binding
Source: RefSeq, a predicted model, not a curated record
UGUUCUCUAGACUUUUAAAGUCACGAAUUAUCUUUAUUUCUCUCUCACACCGAUUCAGAUGAAUGCGCUCCAACGAUUUCUAGCAAUUUAAAAGAAAGAAAAAAAUGUGGUCUCCUCAAACAACAUGAUGAUCCUUACACCAUGGAAGCACAGAAGAUAGUACUCGGGACAAUAUGGCUAGUUUAUUUAUUAACUAUAGUAAUAUCAAGUUACUUGGACCCGAGCGGUCGUUACGACUGUCCCAUGAAACCAUUGAUAACUCCAUGCACGUGCGUAGAAAGAGCCCGGGGUUUAGACGUCAGCUGCGAAAAUACGUCGGUGGAGGUGUUGCGUCACGUUUUCGAUAAUUUAGGACACAGCAGACAGCCCAUAUGGCACCUGAGACUCAAACAUAAUCCACUUCCCAGUUUGCCAUAUUAUUUAGUACACGGACUUCACGUAAUUCAUUUGAUAAUUAAAAGAAGCAACGUAACAAACGUGGACGACGACAGUUUCGUGGAUAUACAAGAUACUAUCGAAUCUUUAGAUUUAUCGCAUAAUCAUUUGAAGCAAGUGCCCAGUAAACCAUUAGAAAUCUUAGAUACUUUGGUAUCUCUUAAUUUAAACAACAAUCAUAUUGAAAUCCUUCACGCUGCCGCUUUUCACGGCCUCGUUUCUUUGCUAUGGUUAUCCUUAUACGGUAACAGGAUCAAGUUUAUAGAUAAUCUCGCGUUUUCUGGAGUUGGUGCUAGCCUGACGAGGAUCAAUUUGGGUGGUAACACUUUAACCGCCGUGCCCUCACGACCUCUUAAAAAUCUCCAAGUUCUCCAACGUUUACAAGUGCAUGAGAACAAAAUAACGGCCAUCUUGCCUCAGGAAUUUCUUGAUAUCGGGAGCCGAUUGGAGAUAUUGGAUUUGGGUUCGAAUUUCAUGGAAAUACUACCAAGUCGAGCUUUCAGUAAUCUUCACCGCCUCAGUUCUUUAGAUUUGGAGAAUAACUCUAUUUAUUCCAUUCAUCCUCAAGCAUUCGAAGGCAUUGAAGAUUCUUUAGAAUGGCUGAAACUAGGAAGGAACCGUCUCAACGCCAUUCCUCUUCCGGCAUUACAGAACCUGACUAAACUGAGACAACUCGAUCUACGUAGUAACAACAUAUCAUACAUAGGAGAGGAAGCGUUUACACCUUACGGAUCUUCGUUGAAAUUCAUUUACCUACAGAAUAACAGUGUGAGGUAUAUCGAUCGUACGGCAUUCGACAUUCUCGACUCCCUGGAGUGGCUAUACCUUCAUUCCAACCGCCUCACUUUUCUAUCUUUCGAGACCUUGGGACCUGUUUUGGACACCCUACAAGUUUUAGAUAUUCAUGACAACCCAUUCCAUUGCGAUUGCCGUUUAGUUUUAUUGAAAGAAUGGAUGCUGGAUCGAGGGAGCAACGUGGUAAACAUGCCAAGAGAGACCAGAUGUGCCACGCCAAAGAAACUGAAACGUGUCUCGAUACGUGACGUGCCCCACGAACACCUAAUUUGCGCAUCAUCGGCCAAUAGUGUGAUGCCUCACAUCUUCAUAAUCAUCGUCACCGUAUACAGGUUCGUUACGUAAGCGACGUAUACGAAAACCAAUCAAUCCACGUGUUUUAGCAAUACAUACAUAAUCAUGAAGAUUGAAAACAAAUAAAGAAAAUUAAAAAGAAAACAAAAGACUGUAACAACUGUAUAUCAUUCGAUGUGUUUUUAUAUACUUGUAAAGAGAUGUUGUAUGCGCGCAUACUGUAAUUCCUGUUGUUUAUCCACAUGCUGCAUUGUUCUCUGAGUGGAAUUAAAGAUUCUAUCACCUUUCCAGAACGAUUUCUCUUCGUUUCCGCAACAAUCCUACGCGAUAAUGCUCGGGAGUAGCGUGAAUCACGAUCGUAUCUCGCGUAUUACGAAUUAUAAACGUUAGAAACUUGUCGAGCUUGAAUAAAUUGCAAGACCCAAAUCCCUUCUGUAGGCACAUUCUGUGGCCAAAUCAUAACUGAAGCCAACUUAGCUUUAUCGAAUCGGUGGCGAGAGAUUGAAGAGGUAAUAUUAACAGAACUAGUAUUAAUUUCCCAAGUGGUGAGACCACGGCAA